Messenger RNA from Oncorhynchus kisutch (coho salmon), 1387 nucleotides. Its product is annotated as TOG array regulator of axonemal microtubules protein 1-like. Gene Ontology annotation, cellular component: cilium; cytoplasmic microtubule. Gene Ontology annotation, molecular function: microtubule binding. Lineage: Eukaryota; Metazoa; Chordata; Actinopteri; Salmoniformes; Salmonidae. The transcript has 4 exons. The record is from RefSeq and is a predicted model, not a curated record. Gene Ontology annotation, biological process: microtubule cytoskeleton organization. Bases 1024 to 1332 code for a protein of 102 amino acids.
UCAAACGUUUUUCCAAAAAUAUCACUGUUUAUUUUGUGGUUUCAUAGACAUACAGUAUGCCUACAUCCAUAAAAUCUUUAGCUUACAUUUUUUUUAUGACACACUGUAGAAACUAUUUUGCCUACUUCACUUCUGCUAUACAUUUCAUACUGUACCAUUGUGAUCCAGGGCUAUCAGGAGAGCUACCCAAUCCCAGAGGGCCAUCAUGGCUUCAUCAGUGAUGCCAGACUUCUGCAGAUGCAGAGAGCUGAGAGAGAAGCCAUGGAAGCAAAGCAAAGAAAGAUAAGUGCUAUUCUCCAUGAGAAUUAUGUCCGGACUGCUCUCAUCGGGGUUGGCAGCACCUUCGCGCACCACUUCGUCCCCUCUAUUCAGUGCAUUCCGCGGCCGAAAGCUCCACCAAGGCCUUUGCCACGAAGGCUUGAACACAUAGCUCUGGCCCCACUGAAGAACGUGGUGGGGGUGGACGGAGCCCAAGUUCGACCUGGAUCUAAACUCUCUGGAGUCCAUCCAGGUAAAUAAAUCAUUCAGCAGCAUUAGCGUGUGGCCUGUUCCCGUCCCUCCAACUGGAGCUCCCUCCAAGAGGGGCAAGAAGAAGAAGAGCAGGCGGGAGUCGAAGCCCUGAAAGUCCAGUCGGACCAGGGCUGUGCUGACAACAACGGACCCAUUGACCUGAUGGAGGAGGUGAGGGACAUCGAGGCUCACCUGAAGGAGGAGGCCUGGAAGGUGGUACAUGAGGUGAAGGCCGUGGGCAGGAGAAGUUUGGGCUCGGCCAUGUCCACAGGGGAAAUAGCCACCAGCUCUCUGGGAAGACUGAGCUCAGUGGAUAUGAACACCCCUGCUGAGCUCCGUGACUACUUGGAUGUUGGGACCCCGGUCAAGUUGCGUGACAGCCCACCCAGGCCUGCCCCCCCCUCCUAUCAAGCCCAGGAGCAAACUGCCUCGGCCUAUAAGGUUCCUUAGCUUGCCAAAGGCUGCCACCGGCUCAGGGAGAAGAAGAUCGAGGGCUUGACCUCUCUCCGUGUGAUGGCUCAGAACCACAUGGACAUACUGAUGCCUAAACUCCAUGAUAUCUGCCUUGCCAUUAUAAAUGAGGUGAAGAACCUGCGCUCUGCAGUGCCCUGUGCUGCCAUGGCCACACUGGGUGACAUGUACGUCCACCUCCAGAGGGCCAUGGAUUGUGAGGUGGAGGGGACGGCACGCGUGCUGCUGCACAAAGCCAGCGAGGCCAACGCCUUCAUCCGGCAGGGCGCCAACUUUGCCCUGGGUCACAUGGUGCAGAGCUGCACCCCUACCCGUGUCAUGAAUGCCCUGCUGGUCGGUGGGCUGAGGUAAAGAGGGAGAGGGGUCAAUUAACACUCACUAAGGGGUAGAUCCGGACUUCCACAAA